This is a messenger RNA of Panicum virgatum (switchgrass), 1989 nucleotides long. RefSeq names its product putative UPF0481 protein At3g02645. The transcript has a single exon. Lineage: Eukaryota; Viridiplantae; Streptophyta; Magnoliopsida; Poales; Poaceae. The coding region runs from base 98 to 1399 and encodes 433 amino acids. The record is from RefSeq and is a predicted model, not a curated record.
AAAAGCUUAGUCUAAGUUUGUUUAUGUCUGAAAAGAACUGCUAGCUCUUCAGCCGCUAUACCUCGCCUUCUUCCUUGCACCUGUCUUUAUUUUCGACAUGCCAGCAAUGAGAUUAACAUCGUCGUUGGAAGCCUCGGUGGAGGCUAGCUUGAGCACGCUAGGGGACGAACAUGGGCAGCCAUUCACCAUCUUCCGCGUCCCCGCCUACGUCCGCGCCGCCAAACGCACGGCCUACGAGCCCCGCAUGGUGUCCAUCGGCCCUUACUAUCACGGCGCCGCCGGCCUCCGCGCCAUGGAGGACCACAAGUGGCGCUACCUCCGCGACCUGCUGUCUCGCAACUCCGCGGUCAGCUCGUCCGCCCUGAUCCAGGAGAUGCGGUCCCUGGAGCCCCGCGCGCGCGCGUGCUACAGCGAGCGGUCUGCCCUCGCCACCGACGACUUCGUCCGGAUGCUCCUCCUCGACGGCAGCUUCAUCCUCGAGUUCUUCUUCAAGUGGCACGACAAGGUCCCCGACGCCCUCUGCGACGUCGGCUGGGGCCUCACGCUCGUCCGGAGCGACCUGCUCCUGCUGGAGAACCAGGUCCCGUUCUUCGUCGUCCAGAAGCUCUACGACGUCGUCGCCGGCGUGCGGGACAGCAGGGAGCUCCUCGUCAACCUCUUCCUCGAGUACACCAGCGACGACAAGCCCAUCGCGCGCCCGCCCAGCGACUCCGACAUCCACCAUCUCCUCCACCUGUACUACGAGAGCUUCGUGCCCAAGCUGCGGGCGGACGACGACGACGCGCCCUCCGCGACGACGGGCCAGCAAGAGAAAGGCGCAGCGCGGGUGAGGGUGAUCCCGCGCGCCGCCGAGAUGAGCGCGGCGGGGGUGACCUUCGCGCCGCGGCGGCGGAGCGGCCCGGCGGCGCGGGGGGACAUGUACGACGUGGCGUUCGACGGCCGCCGGGGCGUCAUGGAGAUACCCCGCGUGGUGAUCGACGAGAUGAAGCGGCCGCUGCUGGUGAACCUGAUGGCGCUGGAGCAGAGCCAGCAGGGCGCGGGGGCGCGCGUGCUCACCAGCUACGUGUCGCUCAUGGGCAUGCUGGUGCGCACGGCGCAGGACGUGGAGCUGCUCCACCGCUGCGGCGUCCUGGACAACCUGCUGGCCGACGACCAGGAGGCGGCGUGGUUCUUCAGCCACCUCGGCGACGGCGGCGCCAUGGACUACAGCAGGCACGUCUUCGCCGGGCUGUGCGAGGACGUGCAGAGGUACUGCGGCUCGUGGUGGCACAGGAACAGGGCCAAGCUCCGGCAGGACUACUUCGGGAGCCCGUGGUCGGCCAUCUCCUUGUUCAUCGCCGGGUUAGUCGUUGCGCUUACGGCCACACAGGCCUACUUCGCAGCAUUUCCCAGAAAAUAAAAUCAGCAGAAUCCAGAUGAGUACCUAGCUAUGUGUGCAGUGCACGCACAUGAUUUGUAUACUUCUAGCUGGAUUUUAGAAAAGAAUGCAAAGUUUAUGUAGACCAUAUAUGCUGCAAAAAUGUGCAAACUGUUUUCGUUUUGGCUAGAAUGCAAUCAUAUAUAUGUCCGCCGGAAAUCAGAAAUUAAAGAUGACCGGCGGCAGGGGCCAGCGUCCUUCAGCGAUGACACCUUGCAAUCACAUGCGCGAGGAAUAGAUCCCUCAUUUUCGGCUGUAAGAUGCUUCAACGUCAUGGACUGCGCGAUCCUUUCCUUGGAGUCGAUGCAUUCCUUACUUGUUCGCUCGCUGGUACGGUACCAUGCCAGAUGCUUGAACGACGAGACGUCCAAGCUAGAAGGAUUCUAACUGUCUUUUUUCUUUAAAAAAGGAAGGAUUCAAACUCAGUCCUAGAAAAACGGAGAGGCAAGUCGAGGGACAAAAAUGAUGCAGAGGCUAAUUUUCUAAGGUGUUUCAGCUAAUUGUAUCAGUUUGUGAAUUUGUUAUGUAGUGAUGACUCACGAUCCAUGUAUCAACCUGUGCCCGGUUCUGAA